GAUCCAAAGCUGUGAUUGGGAUGAAGAAGACAUUGACUUUUUACCAGGGUCGUGUGCCGAAAUCGAAGAAGACCAGCUGGGUCAUUCAUGAGUACUAUCUUCCUGGAAAUGGAGUUAUUCAGAAGCAGGCCCAGGGCGACUUUGUUAUCUGUCGCUUGAAGAUUAGAUCAGAUAAGAAGGAUUCUUUGGUCAGUAAUGAAGGACAAUCCGGUAGCGAGAGUGUGUCUGAAAUGAAUCAAGAGGGAAAUGAGGAGUUGCUAUUCCAUCAACCUCAGCCUCAGGACUGCUGCUCCUCAGCACUGCGGUCACCGGUGUCCCAAGAGCUGGAAGCUGUUCUGCAAACCAACGGCACUAAUGAUGAUUGUAAUGAGUUACAAUCACCAUUUGGAGAUAGUGAUUCCUGUCAUCAAGACGGGAAUGAAGUUUCAACCUGUGAUGAAUAUGAGACUCUGUAUGAUGUGUUUCCACAGCUACGUGAUCCGCCAGAAGAAAAUCUGGAUUCACUCUUUGGUCCACAUCAGCCACAAGAUUACUGCCCGUCCAUACUGCAGUCACCAAUAUACACAAAGCUGUGGUAUGUACCACAUCCACUCCAGCCACAAGAUUACUGUUCUUCCAUACUGCAGUCACCAAUAUACACAAAGCUGGGAGAUGUUUCACACCCACUCCAGGCACAAGAUUACGAGCCCUCAAAGUUGCAGUCACCAAUAUACACAAAGCUUGGAAAUGUUCCAGACGCCAAUCUCUAUUGUGGUGAAUGCAAUAAUUGGCAAUCUGCAAUUAAGAAAAAAAUUUCAACCAAUGAAGUUGACAUACCAUUUAGACAGAUCAUGUCUAAUUCUGAAAAUCAAGCUACAGAUUAUAGGAUUCUAGAGGUGCAUCAUCCUCAAAUCAAAGAAAAUCUGGAAUCAGUGGUUUAUCCAUUCCAGCCACAAGAUUCCACAUUGCAGCCACUGAUGUACACAAAAUUUGGAGAUGCUCUACAUAAUAUUGAAUGCAAUGAGUUGCAGUCUUCAUUUGGGGAUACGGAUUCUUCUCUCACAAAGUUCUUGAAUACAAAUUUUGCUUACCAAGAUGGUUUCAAAGAAUCUAACCUGCCAAACUCACUGGGAAUGGUCUACCAUGGAGAUAGUGGAGUAAGCAAUUAUACAAACACUGAAGUACAAUAUGCGUCUGCAUUAGCUAUUGGAAAUACCCUCCAAUGUAGCUAAUGAACUCCAAAAGGUCUGAUAUUCUCCUACAAAGAUACAACAAUCUUCCAAGCAACACGAACUUUUUUAGAGGUAUUGAUGGUCUGCUCUCUGCACUCAAAUUGUUGGGUAGAAUAGUCCCGGACCUCAUUCUUGAUAGUAAAGAGAAAUGUUACACUUUUAAGUAGUGCUGAUAUUUAAGUAGUCUUCUAUACCAACUUUACCUUAUGGUAGACUAGUGUAUCACUUUUGUAUUCUACUUUGUUACUUUUCUUCGUCAAAUGGGUUUCAGAUGUUC
Messenger RNA from Rosa rugosa (rugosa rose), 1488 nucleotides. RefSeq lists its product as uncharacterized. Gene Ontology annotation, molecular function: DNA binding. NCBI's taxonomy places the organism in Eukaryota, Viridiplantae, Streptophyta, Magnoliopsida, Rosales, Rosaceae. The record is from RefSeq and is a predicted model, not a curated record. The transcript is spliced from 5 exons. Gene Ontology annotation, biological process: regulation of DNA-templated transcription. Bases 21 to 1211 code for a protein of 396 amino acids.